Messenger RNA from Eremothecium cymbalariae DBVPG#7215, 693 nucleotides. It is a transcript of the gene TAE1, whose product is annotated as N-terminal protein methyltransferase. Gene Ontology annotation, biological process: N-terminal protein amino acid methylation. The record is from RefSeq and is a predicted model, not a curated record. Gene Ontology annotation, cellular component: cytoplasm. Gene Ontology annotation, molecular function: N-terminal protein N-methyltransferase activity. The transcript has a single exon. NCBI's taxonomy places the organism in Eukaryota, Fungi, Ascomycota, Saccharomycetes, Saccharomycetales, Saccharomycetaceae. The coding region runs from base 1 to 693 and encodes 230 amino acids.
AUGGAACUACCAGACUCACAUAUCGACUACGAGCAUUCUAUAGAAUAUUGGAGUUCUAUCCCAGCCACGGUGGACGGUGUUCUUGGAGGUUACGGUCCGCACACACCAGUCCCCACAAUGGACGUUCAUGGAUCCAUGCAUUUCUUACGCAAACUCAAAUCCAGAAUGGUGGCACCAGAACAAAUGCCUAAAUACAGCGCUGAUAUUGGAGCAGGCAUUGGUCGUGUUACAAAAGACUUUCUCAGCAAAGUCAGCGACAAGGUCGACCUUGUAGAGCCUGUCAAGCCAUUUUUAGAAAAGGCUCAUGUAGAACUAGAGGGUUUGAAAAAAGAAGGCAAAAUUGGUGAGAUUUACGAAGUUGGAAUGCAAAGCUGGCAACCGGACGCAAACAAAUACUGGCUCAUCUGGUGCCAGUGGUGUGUUGGCCAUUUACCUGACGAUGAGCUGGUGUCCUUCUUUAAACGGUGCAUCGGGGGCCUCCAACCCAACGGUACCAUCAUUGUCAAGGAAAAUAAUACCACAGGAGAGGACGACUACGACCCACUAGACAGUGCUGUCACAAGAACCGACGAAAAGUUCAAAUCUCUAUUUGCGCGAGCAGGUUUGAAGCUCAUCGCCACGGAAUUACAAAAGGGUCUACCUGAAGGACUUUAUCCUGUUAAAAUGUAUGCCCUAAAGCCCCAAAAUCCAUGA